This is a messenger RNA of Alligator sinensis (Chinese alligator), 1751 nucleotides long. It is a transcript of the gene MATCAP2, whose product is annotated as KIAA0895 ortholog. The coding region runs from base 1 to 1710 and encodes 569 amino acids. The transcript has 8 exons. NCBI's taxonomy places the organism in Eukaryota, Metazoa, Chordata, Crocodylia, Alligatoridae. The record is from RefSeq and is a predicted model, not a curated record.
AUGGAAGAAGGAGGCGAUGGGUGUCCUGGCAACAGAGCUCUCCAUGCUGGGGCCUGGCACAGGGAGCAUCUUCUGGGUGUGCGAGCAAGAGAGACAGGCAGAGUGACAGUCCGACACACCCACCCACCCAGCCACACAACUGCGGGAGGAAUGAUGCUGGAAUCCAUUCGCGUCACUGAAAAACUUCACUGGCCUAAACAAGAGCUCUCUAAAAAGACGGUCUUAAAUCCAGAGGAACACAAGCUGGUCAUUAAGAAUGAAAACAGUCUUCAGCACCUGUCACCUGGAGUCCUUAAGGACAUUUUCACAACAGGAACAAGUAGCUACAAUGUCCUUCUGCAGAGUAAAGAGGAGAAGAAACACCACUUCCAAAAGCAGUCAUCUGUACAUCAUAAAAGACACAGAAAAUCCACCAAGUUUUCCACUACCUUGCGAAGCAGCGAGCACUGCAAGAUCAAAGUACCGCUGCCUUUGCUGAGCAGCGGGUGGUACUGUACGAGCAGACAGCCCUCUGUCUUCAUCACUAGCCCAAUGUCUAGCAGUGUAAAGUUUACAAAUGGUAUUUCAGUCACAGGGAACAGCAAAGGACUGCCACCUCGAACCAAAAGCAAGGCUAAGAGGCAUUAUUUCUCUAAUCUAGCAAAGCCAAAGCAGCCCCAGUUGUCAAAAAGCCAUGGAAAAGAGGGAGAAGUUUCUGGCCGAAAACUCUGUAUACUAACUGCCAUCAAGCCUUCCAAUGUAGAGAAAGAGAAGAUGAAAUUCUUCAAGUCAGAUUUUACCUACAAUCCUCAAUUUGAAUAUGCAAAUCCUGCAUUGCCAAAUGUAUUAGCCAAGCAUAGUCAAGCAUCUGACAGAUUUCUUAAGCAGUCCAUCAAUAUUAUGGAACGGACUUUGCAGAAAUAUGGAAGCUAUGAAAAGUUUGAACAGGUCACUGGAGGCAGCCUGCUGACCAAGAGUCGCAUCUGGAAUCAUGUCAGGAAAUAUAUGGUGAAAGAAGGCUGCCUGGGUGAGAUUGUGGUUCACCUCACGGAGGACCUGCUUUCUCGGGCCUCAAUGAUGGUAGUCAAUGGCCGUCCAACUCUGACUAUCAAUGUUUCCACUGCACGUGAGCAUUGGCUGGAAGGGAUGCUGAGGCAUGAAAUAGGAACUCAUUAUUUUCGGGGCAUGAACAACAACAGCCAGCCUUGGUGCAAUUGGAAUGGACGUAAAAAGCAUGGUUUGAAGCCAAUCAAUCCUACUGAAGAAGGUUUGGCGAGUAUUCACAGUGUCCUGUUCCGAAAGGACCCUUUCCUGUGGAGGGCUGCCCUUCUCUACUAUACUGUCUAUCAAGCUAGCCAGAUGUCCUUCAGUCAGCUCUUCCAGGAUGUGGGGAGAUUUGUAAAGGACCCCAACACUAGGUGGGAUUACUGUGUACGAGCCAAGAGGGGGUGGACUGAUACAUCCCAGCCAGGCUGUUUCAAUAAGGAUCAAGUGUACUUGGAUGGCAUCCUCCGGAUCCUGAGAUAUAGGCAAACCAUUGAUUUUCAGUUGCUGACAGCCCUUGGAAAGAUCUCCUAUGAGGAUGUGGAUCGCCUGAAGGAAUUAGCUGUGGUUGAGAACACAAGGGUACCACACUUCAUGCAGGACCAUGCCCGAUACAUGGAACACUUGGAAAAGAUCAUGGAAGUCAAUGAGCUGACUGACAAGGAGCUCCAGGAUCUGAUAUGUUAAGCGUUCAUCUCCUUCACUUGUGUGCAGCUGAUUAUACAGAA